GCGGUAAGGUUCCAUUGAUUCACAUUUCCAAAUCCGCAAAGUUGAGCACAAACUUCUGGAGAAAGCUUUACUUCUCUGAAGAAGAAAAAAAAAUGGAUUCUCCGAUCAAUUAUGCUAUCGACGAUAAGGAUUUAGACGACGCUGCAUUAUGGGCGGUAAUUGAUUCCGCCGCCGCUGCCGCCUCCUCCACCACCGCCGUCACUAAGUACAGUAAACCGCUACCUGACAAUCACUCUCCAAUUAGGCCUUUUCCUAGCUCAAAUACUUCUCCACAAUCUAGGCUAGGCAAAACCCCUAGAAACUUCCAAAAUCAUCACCAUAACGGAGAGGUACUAAAUCACCGGCCGCAGAAAAUGUCCAGGUCAGAUUCUAACAGCGUUUCGGGACUGAGCAGGACGAGUCCGAAUCCGAUGGCGGUAGUUAAGCACGUGCAGAGAGAUCCGUCUGUGAUGAGUUAUUCGUCGCCGGUGACGAGGUCUCCGGCUCGGGUGAUGGAGUAUGAUAACAGGUAUAACAGUCCGAUAGUCUCGGAGUGUUCGCCGGUGGCUACAAUGAGUCAUGGACAGCGUGAGGAUAGAGAUGGUGUCGUUAGGCAUAGCUUGGCUGGUCCAUUUCCAUCCGUUUCUCUGUUCAAGGAGUAUCAAAAUGCAGCGAUGGCGAUUCUGGAGAAAUCUGACUACACUAUGAUUUCUGGACAUCCCUUCAUAAAAAAAACUGGUUGGAGGAAGAUAUCUUUUUACUUCAAUCUAUCAUAUGAAAUUAAAGACAAGACCAUUGAGUUUGAUGACAACCGUAAUGUCCUGCGUGCUGAAUUUAUAGUUCGGGCACACAUGCAGGGUGGUAGGUUCUCAGAUGGAUGGGGAUCAUGUGAGCGGCGGGAGAAGAAGUUUCUAAAACCAAAUCAUGACAUUCCCAGCACAGCAGAAACCAGAGCCAAAAAUAAAGCAUGCCAGGACUUGCUUGGAAUUGGAGAAUAUCGACCUGGUAUGGGCCAGAGUAGUAAUGGGUAAAACAAUCCUACAGUAAGUACUCCAUAACGUACUCUAUAUCUAAGUCAUUUGCAGUUCCAUUGACCAAGAGGAGAAUUCACAGCCAAAAUUGAGAUUGGGUUAUAUUAAAAGUCAUGGAAUCAAGUAUAGAAAGAAGUCGCGUAUAUACUGUAGUACACUCCCUGUGUGCUUGUAACAUUAAAGCCAACCAUGAACCUCGACUUGUAACAUCUUUAGUAGUUCAUCUAGUAUCUUAUCCUUCAUUUUGACUCCUACAUGUUACUUCAAUUGUUUUGUUUAUCUUCCUCGUUUUAUGAGUUGAGUAAGGUCUUCCAAAGGUCUGCAUAUGUACAUCCUACCCUCCCAAGAGUUGCGGGAUUACAUCGAAUAUGUUGUUGUUUAUUCUUUCCUUGAUAUGAUACCUACUUUCAACAUGCUGGCCUGUGUGCAAUAAUACACCAGGCAGCAGCAUGAACUUCCAAAUUUUAUAACUACACUUUUCCAUGUCCGAUUUCUAUGAAAUGACAUUCUUAUUUGGCAUUAUAUACCAUAAAUUGACAGUUAGCUUGUCUUCAUCAGAACCAUACCUUCACCUUUUGAUCCAAAUUGUCACAUUGUUUCUUUAGUGGCAACGUGAAAAUGGACAAAAAAGGUCCUUAUGGGCUAUGGCACUGUGGCAGAAUAGUUUUUUAGAUCUGACACACCGACACUUGCUCUUGUUAAUUUAGACGUAUAUUUCGAGUAUUGUGUAUAUUAUAUUAUUGAGAUGGUGACACUCCUAUUAA
Messenger RNA from Solanum pennellii, 1774 nucleotides. RefSeq lists its product as uncharacterized. Bases 93 to 1010 code for a protein of 305 amino acids. The record is from RefSeq and is a predicted model, not a curated record. The transcript has 5 exons. NCBI's taxonomy places the organism in Eukaryota, Viridiplantae, Streptophyta, Magnoliopsida, Solanales, Solanaceae.